This is a messenger RNA of Paralichthys olivaceus (Japanese flounder), 2161 nucleotides long. Its product is annotated as interleukin-31 receptor subunit alpha. NCBI's taxonomy places the organism in Eukaryota, Metazoa, Chordata, Actinopteri, Pleuronectiformes, Paralichthyidae. Gene Ontology annotation, molecular function: cytokine binding; cytokine receptor activity. Gene Ontology annotation, cellular component: signaling receptor complex; external side of plasma membrane. Gene Ontology annotation, biological process: cytokine-mediated signaling pathway. The record is from RefSeq and is a predicted model, not a curated record.
CUGCGCCUCGAAUUUUACCUCCAAUUAUCAGCACUGUGUGCUUCACCCAGAUGGAGUCCGUGGUUUAGAUUGUUUCGGUAAAUAUAAUACUCUUGGAAUGAUAAUGUGUGUGUGGAGACCUGGAAACCACACACCAGAGAAGAUAUACACACUCAGCAUAAACCAAGAUAGCAGACGUUGCCAAAUAAUCAACAACAUCACCAAAUCCUCUAAGAGCAUCACGGUGUAUGCAGCAAACAACAUGACUGUCAACGUUUUUGAAAAUGGCGAGUCAGGGAAAUGCACAAAAGCAGUUUUCAGCGGUUCACCGAAGAGCCUGUCGAGAUGUGGUCCUCCACAUAAAGUGUCCUUCAGGCGCCAGGUGGGAAAUCUAUAUGUGAAUGUGAGCUGGCCACAGGAAGACUUAAAGGCCGUCAAUUAUUACUCUGUGAGGUAUAAGGUGCUGGGAAGCCUGUUAUGGACUGAGCUGCCGGUUCAAUCCCAAAACAGAGAGGGAUGCACAGUGGAGAAUCUAAACUCUUCUCUGUUCUACACUGUACAAAUACAAUGUGUCACUAAUAAAAAAUGCUUCCAGUGCCCAUGGAGUGAGACCUACACUGUCCCAUCAGAGCUGACAGACCAGCCUGUCAUCGUCAACAUUGAAGACAGUGACAUUUCAGAGAAAAGAGGCAGCAGGCUGCUUUCUCUACACUGGAAGUUUCCUGCCACAGAGUCGUAUGACGGCUACCAUGUAACCAUUGCUAAAGCGUCAGGAGAAGCUCCGAGUGAGCAGAUGACCACGACUCGGUCUGAGAUCAGACUGAUCCUCUCGUUCUCCUCUUAUCAUCUCAACAUCAGCGCUGUGAACAAUGUCAGCACCUCCCCAGCAGUGAGCCACACAAUACAACGGAGAGAGGACCUGCACAGUAUUGAAGAGGCGAAGCUGAACGUGUCCGUACACAGCAACACUUCUUUCACUGUUUUCUGGAAAGACGAUCUCAUAAAAACCUAUGUGUGCUUCUCUGCGGAGUGGAGGACAAAGGGACAUAAAGCAGCGUACAUGUCCUUUUAUCAGAAUGCAAAAAACUGGAGGACCUUAACUCCUUUACAAGGAGAGCCUCUGGAGCCUUUCAAGAGAUACAGCCUCACUCUGCACACACGACCAAACAAGGACACUUGCAACAUCAAGUAUAUCAACAAGAGUGAGAGCACCUAUGGGACAACACAGUUCUACUUCACCGAAGGAUCUCCUGUCAGCGCUCCCAACAUCAGCCUCAGCAACAUGACGAUGAAUUCAGUAAUGCUUCAGUGGUCGUCCAUCCCGGAGGACGACAUCAGAGGCUUCCUACUGGGUUACAUGAUCCACUACACUGAGUCCCACCACGGGGGGACGAGUACAGAGAGAAAUAUCACAGUGGAUCCACAGUCUGACAACUGUGAAUUGGGGGAUCUGGAAGAAGACACAUCAUACCAGGUCCAGAUAUCAGGCUUCACCCGGGCAGGAGCAGGAGUACGAAGCAGAGCGCACAACUUUAAAACCAGUAAAGGAUAUUUUUAUUCUUAUGUAAAUGGUUUCAUCAUUCCCAUUGCUGUUGUAACUUCUGUGCUGUUUGCAUCAAUAAUAAUAAAAAGAGGUAAAGUCAUUCUGUGGCCGAGCAUACCGAACCCUGGAAACAGCGAUGCAUUGCAGAAAAUAGGAAAAUCCAGUGAAAUGGAACUAGAGUCCAUGAAAUUGAAUGUAGAAGAGUCCACAGACAUUCUUCAGAUAGUAGAGAAAGAAGCUUUGCUCCCUCCUAACACAUUAGCAUCAGUGCUUCACCACAACUCAGAAGACGAGGGACAAUCACCAGAAAUGACUUGUUCCUGGGUCCAAAGUGACAUCGAAGAGCAACCAGCUGAAGAUAUCGAACCUGACGACACUACGGACACAUGCUCCUACUUCCACAGUCCCCCUUGUGCCUUUUCAAGUGACUACACAACAAUGGAGAUGUUUCAGCAGCGGAUGCCUCAGGGCAGGCCGGCGAACACAGCCCUCGCCCAGGCCUCGGAGACUGAUCGACAGGACACGACUGUGUUGAGGUUAAGAUUGGACCAUGUUGGACAAUUAAGUUCCAGCUCAACGGUGGACGACAAGGAGAUUUCUAACAAUUUACUUUUGGCAAUGAAUGUCAGAGUCAAUUAA